Messenger RNA from Spea bombifrons (plains spadefoot toad), 747 nucleotides. RefSeq names its product ninjurin 2 (gene NINJ2). The transcript has 4 exons. The coding region runs from base 7 to 624 and encodes 205 amino acids. Lineage: Eukaryota; Metazoa; Chordata; Amphibia; Anura; Pelobatidae. Gene Ontology annotation, biological process: cell adhesion; tissue regeneration. The record is from RefSeq and is a predicted model, not a curated record. Gene Ontology annotation, cellular component: membrane.
UGUUAAAUGUGUGAGCGCUUUCACAUGCGUACAAUGAGGAUCCUGUGUGCGGCCCCCCUCGCUCCCUGCUCCGUGGAUGGCGUCCCACUCGGGCUGGAUGAAUGGUACAUGUGUGUGUCCAGCUGCACUCCCACCCAGAAAACUGCACCCCGCCAGGACCCCGACACUCGCCCAGCACAGCAGCCAGGCAUGGGCACGCAGGGGGAGCGCAUCAGUAUGGAGGCGAUCGGUAACCCAGGACCAGCCAGGAGAUCUGCAAUAAACAUUAACCAUUACGCCACCAAGAAGAGUCUGGCGGAGAGCAUGUUGGACGUAGCAUUAUUCAUGGCAAAUGCAACACAACUGAAAGCUGUCCUGGAGCAAGGUCCCAGCUUCACUUAUUAUAUCACUCUCAUCACCCUCAUCAGCCUGUCACUUGCUCUGCAGGUGGUCAUUGGGAUUCUACUGAUCAUUAUUGCUCGUAGAAACCUGAACGAUAUUGAAAAACAGCCCAGGCUUGAUCUGCUGAACAAUGUGGCCACGGGGCUGGUUUUCUUGACGGUCCUUUUGAACAUCUUCAUCACAGCCUUUGGGGUGCAGAAAACCGGCCUUUACCCGUCAAGAGGACCACGGGAAGUCAACUGAGCGGACAAGCUUCACAGAUCUCGGUGACUUUGUUGCGUUGUGUUGCGCAACCAACUACUCAGAGAUCUUCCCAUUCCUAUUUUCUGUAUAUAACCACCGGAAUUCUUUUUAUUAACACCGUAA